Messenger RNA from Nezara viridula (southern green stink bug), 975 nucleotides. Lineage: Eukaryota; Metazoa; Arthropoda; Insecta; Hemiptera; Pentatomidae. The record is from the annotation of a GenBank genome assembly.
AUGGUAUCAUUACCGGUUUCUCGCCUGGAGGAGUUGCAAAAACAUUUCAGAACGCAUGAUAGAAUCAAAGAAUACCCUGCUCAUAGUGCCAGGGUACAUUCUGUUGGCUGGAACUGUUCAGGGACCAGGUUAGCAUCUGGAUCCUUUGAUAAAUCAGUGGCAGUGUUUUCCUUGGAAAAAGAUAAAUUGACCAAAGAACAUACAUAUCGUGGACAUAGUGGUUCAGUUGAUCAACUUUGUUGGCAUGCAACAAAUCCUGACCUUUUGGCUACUGCAAGUGGUGAUAAAAGUGUAAGAAUAUGGGACACCAAAUCUCAGAAGUGUGUUGCUAAUGUUAGCACGAAAGGUGAAAAUAUUAACAUAACAUGGGCACCCAAUGGCAAAAUGAUUGCUGUCGGUAACAAAGAAGAUCUCAUUUCAUUCAUCGACGUAAGGACAUUUAAAAUAAGAAUUGAGAAACAGUUUAAUUUUGAAGUCAACGAAAUCAAAUGGAACCUAGAGACUACAGAAUUCUUUUUAACCAGCGGUCAAGGUUCCAUUCAUGUUCUUGGGUUUCCAGAAUUGAAAACUUUAGAAGUAGUUAAAGCACACCCAGGAACCUGCAUCUGUAUCGAUAUGAGUCCUAGCGGAAAGUACUUUGCUACGGGUUCUGCAGAUGCUCUAGUUUCACUGUGGGAUAUUGAAGAUAUGGCAUGUGUGCGAGUGUUUACAAGAUUGGACUGGCCUGUGAGGUCUGUUUCAUUUUCUUACGAUGGACAGUUGUUGGCGUCGGCAUCCGAAGACCUGUUCAUCGAUAUAUCUGAAACCGAGACAGGACUCCAUGUCACAGACGUGACAGUCGAGUCGCCUUCAUUUUCUGUUGCUUGGCAUCCUCACCACUACCUUUUGGCCUACGCGUGCGAUGAUAAGGAUCAGUACGAUAGGAAAAGGGACUCUGGAGGCCUUAAAGUCUUUGGUUUUUCUAAUGAAUCAUAA